Molecule: messenger RNA, 2601 nt
Organism: Lepisosteus oculatus (spotted gar)
Lineage: Eukaryota; Metazoa; Chordata; Actinopteri; Semionotiformes; Lepisosteidae
Gene: syt9b
Product: synaptotagmin IXb
Biological process (GO): calcium-ion regulated exocytosis; regulation of dopamine secretion; cellular response to calcium ion
Cellular component (GO): exocytic vesicle; dense core granule; plasma membrane
Molecular function (GO): SNARE binding; calcium-dependent phospholipid binding; calcium ion binding
Source: RefSeq, a predicted model, not a curated record
AUAAAGCAAAGAAAGGACGGGGGGUAACCAAAAGCUUCCAGUAAUUAGUUGAUCAGUUUCAACCGAGGCAGCUUGGAAAUCCCAGGGCGCUCACAUUGAGCAAGAAGUCAUAGAAGAAGCCUGGAGUUCAUUCAGACUCCAAGCGAGCGCGGCAGUUCAGCACCAUUACUUGUGAACAGCGCACUGGUGAUUUUCUAGGUGUUUUACAUGUGAAUUCAACCAGUGUCAUUUUUUCCUACUUCUUUUCUUAGAAAAGCGGAUUGUAAUUUUGGGAUUGUCUAUUUUGUCUAUUUAAACAAUUCCUCUGAAAAAAAAAACUGCCAAAAAAAAAAAGACUUAACCUCCCUUGCUCUACAAGGUUUUAACCGUGUACCCGAUCUUCGCCUACAAGGAUUAGCUGGGCUGUUACAAAGUGUGCUUCAGACUGAGCAGAUGCGCUGAGUAUUGUGGAUCCGUGUCUCUAAGGCGGUCGGAGUGGUGUGGUGCUGCCUAAGAGCCCCUCCAUUCAGAAGGAUGCUGGUGGGAAAUGCCUGGCGACAGAGAGGACGAGAUUUGUCAAAAGGCACUGGAACUCUUGUCGGAUCUCUGCUCUAAAGGCGAAGUGCAAAACGAAAACUGCUUGGAUUUCAUCUAUUAUUUCCGCGAUCUUGCCAGACCAAGAUACACAGAUUCAGAUGUCUCGGUGAGCUUGCUCUCUCUGGUGGUGACUGCGUGCGGUCUUGCGUUGUUCGGGGUCUCCCUCUUUGUGUCUUGGAAGCUGUGCUGGAUCCCAUGGCGUGAGCGGGGCCCGUCAGCCGGAACCAAAGCCGGCCAGCUGGAGCAGCCCGUGUACACGGACACCGAGGUCAACGACAAUGAGUACAGCGAGGAUUACAUGAAGGAGCCGACCACCGUUCCCGAGUCUGCCAUGAAAAUCAGUCACACCUCCCCCGAUAUCCCCCUGGAGGCCCAGUCCAAACCGAAAGAGAACUGCCUCCACAAUGCUCGCAUGCAGAGGCAGAUCACGGAACCCACUUCUUCCGUUCGGCACAAUUCGAUCCGAAGGCAACUAAAUCUCUCCAACCCGGAUUUCAACAUCACACAGUUUCAAAGGCAGGAGUCACUCACUGGGCUUGGGAGGAUUAAACCAGAGCUGUACAAACAGAGAUCAGUUGAUACGGAUGAUGGUAGGAGAAAUAACAGCAAAUCCUGUGGGAAGCUCAAUUUUAUCCUCAAAUACGACUGUGACUUGGAGCAGCUGAUUGUCAAAAUCCACAAAGCACAGGACCUGCCGGCUAAGGACUUCUCUGGCACCUCUGACCCUUACGUCAAAAUAUAUUUGCUCCCAGAUCGCAAAACAAAACACCAGACUAAAGUGCACAGAAAAACUCUGAACCCCGUGUUCGACGAGGUGUUUUUGUUCCCCGUUUCCUAUAAUGAGCUACCCACGCGAAAGCUGCACUUCAGUGUGUACGACUUCGACAGAUUCUCCAGGCACGACAUGAUUGGCCAGGUGGUGGUGGAUAACUUUUUAGACUUGCCCGAUUUUCCAAGGGAGACAAAACUCUGGAGGGAUAUCCAGUAUGUCACCACAGAUAAUGUGGACCUUGGGGAUCUUAUGUUUUCGCUGUGUUACCUUCCAACUGCUGGAAGAUUAACUAUAACUAUAAUAAAAGCAAGAAAUCUGAAAGCCAUGGACAUUACUGGUGCAUCGGAUCCUUAUGUAAAGGUUUCUCUCAUGUGUGAAGGGCGGAGAUUAAAGAAAAGGAAAACAUCUACAAAAAGGAACACAUUAAACCCUGUCUACAAUGAAGCCAUAGUUUUUGAUGUUCCUCCAGAAAACAUAGACCAAGUUAGCCUUUUGAUAGCGGUAAUGGACUACGACCGUGUAGGUCACAACGAGGUUAUCGGCAUAUGUCGAGUGGGCAACGAUGCAGACAGCCUGGGUCGUGACCAUUGGAAUGAAAUGCUGACAUACCCUAGAAAACCUAUAGCCCACUGGCACCCCCUGGUCGAGUGGGUAGGACAAGCACCAACAGGUGGAAGUCAAGCUGGUUCCUGCAAUUCUUUGAAGGCUCCUCCUUCCCCAUAAGAGGACAGGCCACAGUCACCGCAGGGAAUACAAUGGAUGUUGGAUAUCCGACAUCUGGAUGUCGACAACUGCAGAGAGGAAGAUUCUGUAUCGAAUUAAGUGUUCAUCUUAAAUGUAUACACAUGAGAAAACUUGAACGCAAAUGUUUCUAUGCCUACAUGAGUUUCCUUUGCAUGGGGACAUUGAUUCAGUUGCAUGUUGAAUAGCCAUCCUUCCUUUUUAUACACAGUUAAAACUAACAAAGUCGUUCUAAUUUCUGUGAAGCAUUACAUCUUAAAGUAAAUGUUUUCAACAUAGUGUUGGUAUACAUCUGAUAAUGUGUCUGCAUUGCACAUUAUUAAUUAUAUCAACAAAUGUCUCAUUUGUAUUGACUUUCUCUGAAUAUAAUGCAUGAUUUCAUUUUGGCAGGAAAUUCUCAUUAACUCUUUCUGUUAACGUUUUGAAAUCAGUGAAAUUGUAUGAUAUAAACGCUAGUAAAAUGUACUGUGGCUAUUUAUAGAACUAGUAUGUAAUAUGGUCUUUAAAAUGUU